Mesocestoides corti is the source of this 1287-nucleotide messenger RNA. NCBI's taxonomy places the organism in Eukaryota, Metazoa, Platyhelminthes, Cestoda, Cyclophyllidea, Mesocestoididae. The record is from the annotation of a GenBank genome assembly.
CAUGCCAUGGAGCAACAGCAACUCUCUCCCAUGGACACUAAUAAUUCAGCAAGUAGCACUACUUUAUCGGAGAUCCCAGCAACGGUUUUGGAUGAAUCCAGCGGUCCUGGUGUGAGCGAAGCUUCCGAAGUAAUAUUAUCAGAUGUAGUGCACCGACGUACUUCAUUGAGACCCAGACGAGCAGCUGUCGCCGAGGGGUCUUUUAUAAGUGACAAGGAGUUGGACGUUUUGCUUGCGGAGCCGUCCCAGUCGACGCCCAGCAUGGCGCAGGCCAAUGAUGCACCAGGAAGAGAUGCCUCUGAUGAGUUUGAGAAAUGGGUUGAGGUUGAACAAAUUCUGAAGAUACGAAGAACGGCGCCUUUCCAUGAUCGUUCUACGCCAGAAACUUUGGGAUGCAGGGCAGAACAGUAUGCAUAUUUCGUGAAAUUUCGCGAUCAGUCUUAUUGGCACUGCGACUGGAUACCCGGGCAAACCAUUCUUUUCAUGCAUCCGGGGAUGGUAAAGAACUAUCACAAGCGAAAUCAGGAACUUGUCGAUCUUGUCGACCAGGAGUACAGGGAUCUGCAAUCUGGGCACGAAACGUUGAAUGUUUUGUCACCUAAAUUGCCAUCUUCUGAUGACGAUUCAACGGUAGAUGACACGUCAGCCGCGGAAUCGACUAACAUCGCACCUAUCAUCGGCGGAAAAUUGGCUAUGAGGCUAGUUAAUUUCUCAGUCUUUUUGCUCGACACUCAGCCUAAACGAGGCCGCCGACGUUACAGAUAUUAUUUGGAAAAUGGUGUCCCUUUCUCAUAUCUGUACCCUGAAACUGUUCUGGAAAUUGGCGAUGUAUUCCAGCCCACGACGCUUUCUCAAUGCCGUCAUCGAGGACGCAAUAGGGCCAAGAAGUCAACUAUUUAUUCUGCUCAUCUCCGCGAGGUUCUUGUAAAGUGGACUCAAUUGGAUGAGGGUCAGGCAACUUGGGAAACAGUGGAGAUGGAUUUGGCCCAUUUGGAAGUAAUGCUGCCCAAGUACCGUCGAGCUGGUUUUAUCCCCCUUGAUCCCUGUGGACGGCGUCUGCUUCCAACCUUCGUUCGUCGCUGGAUUCUACAACUGGUAGACGCCCACCUUACACAAGUCGCCAGUCUUUAUUCUUCACAUCUUGGCGACGCGUCAGAUAAACUAUUAGAACUUGUUGCCGGAGGACGCGCGAAAACCCGUCAACGAAGUCCACCUCCUGAGUGGCAAUUCCUCUUCCCUAAGUCGACCACGUCUUGUGGCCGAACCCAGAUUUCACUCCUUCAUUAG